UCAUCUCUUGCUCACCACUUUUCUUCAAACUCUCUUUCUCUCUUUCUUCCUCUCUCUGGUUCCCUAGAGUUUGAGCAAAAUAUCAACCAUAAUUGCUAUUAUUACUGGAGAAACACACAAGUAAUCGUUGCUUCGAUCCUUUGUUGCAUGGAUGGAUCCUCCACAGGAAAUCUCAAACGAGACCUUGGAAACUAUAUUGGUAAGCUCAACAAAAGGAAGCAAUAAUAACAAUAAGAAAAUGGAAGAAGAAAUGAAGAAGAAAGUAUCAAGAGGAGAAUUAGGAGGUGAAGCUCAAAAUUGUCCAAGAUGUGAAUCUCCAAACACAAAGUUUUGUUACUACAACAACUAUAGCCUCUCUCAACCUCGUUACUUUUGCAAAUCUUGUCGGAGAUAUUGGACUAAAGGCGGUACUCUUCGUAACGUUCCCGUUGGUGGUGGUUGCCGUCGAAACAAACGAUCCUCUUCCUCAGCUUUCUCCAAGAACAACAAUAAGUCUAUUAGUUUCCAUAAUGAUCCACUUCAGAACUCUUUAAUUACGGGAAUGCCACCAUCAUCUUUUGGUUAUGACUCCAUUGAUCUUAACCUCGCUUUUGCUACUCUUCAAAAGCAUCAUUCAUCCUCUCAGGCUACUACGCCUUCUUUUGGGUUUGGAGGUGAUCUUUAUAUUUAUGGAAACUCAGCCAAUGAUGUAGGGAUCUUUGGAGGACAAAACGGUAAUUUCAACAAUAGCUUGUGUUAUGGGUUUAUGUCCGGAAAUGGUAACAAUCAUCAAAAUGAAAUCAAGAUGGCUUCUACAUUGGGGAUGUCUUUGGAAGGAAACGAGAGAAAGCAAGAGAAUGUGAACAAUAACAACAAUAUCUCAGAGAAUCCUAGCAAGGUCUUAUGGGGAUUUCCAUGGCAGAUGACCGGAGAUUCUGCCGGAGUUGUACCGGAGAUUGAUCCCGGAAGGGAAAGCUGGAAUGGAAUGGCUUCAUCUUGGAACAAUGGUUUACUCAACACUCCUUUGGUCUAGAAGAUCAUUAAUAAAUAAUUAUAUAAUAU
Arabidopsis arenosa is the source of this 1041-nucleotide messenger RNA. Lineage: Eukaryota; Viridiplantae; Streptophyta; Magnoliopsida; Brassicales; Brassicaceae. The record is from the annotation of a GenBank genome assembly.